Molecule: messenger RNA, 2114 nt
Organism: Sphaeramia orbicularis (orbiculate cardinalfish)
Lineage: Eukaryota; Metazoa; Chordata; Actinopteri; Kurtiformes; Apogonidae
Product: solute carrier family 22 member 5-like
Exons: 10
Coding region: 68-1792 (574 amino acids)
Biological process (GO): transmembrane transport
Cellular component (GO): membrane
Molecular function (GO): transmembrane transporter activity
Source: RefSeq, a predicted model, not a curated record
UGUCCACUCUGCCCACUCUGCCCCACUGUGUGCGCACCCAGCCCGACGCACCGCAAACACUGGCUCCAUGACUGACUACGAAGCUGCCACCUCCUUUCUGGGGGAAUGGGGACCUUUCCAGCAGCGGAUAUUUUAUCUGCUCUCUUUAUCCCUGUUGCCCGUCGGAUUCCACGGGAUGAUCAUCGUGUUUCUGGCAGACACGCCGGCGCACAGGUGCGUCAUUCCCGCACACGUCAACCUCAGCGACGCGUGGAGAAACAGCAGCAUCCCCCUGGAGGUCCACAGCCACAGCGGAGCUCUGGUCCACAGCAGGUGCUCCAGAUACAAACUGAAUGUGAUGCAGGAUUUCUCACAGAGGGGACUGAUGCCUGGCGUUGAUGUGAACCUGUCAAAUGUGGAACAAGAGCGAUGUUUGGACGGGUGGGAGUACGACCAGAGCGUCUACACCUCUACAAUUGUGUCAGAGGUUUGUGUUUCUGAGUGGUUUUCUGGUAAAGCAGUGGGAUGUAUGUUGAAGUGGGACCUGGUGUGUGAUAACAGUUGGAAAACCCCGUUGACAUCUUCGAUAAACUUUUGCGGUGUGUUCGCUGGUUCCCUGGUUUCAGGCCAACUCUCUGAUAGGUAUGGGAGGAAAGUUGUAUUGUUUGUUGCCCUCGCAACACAGACACUGUUCUCAUCCAUCCAGGCCUUCGCUCCAUCCUGGCCAGUGUUCUGCGCUAUAUUCUUUGUUGUUGGGAUGACAAGAGUCUCCAUUUAUAUGUGUGCUUUUGUGUUAGGAACAGAGAUAUUAAACCCACGUGUACGGACGGCGUUCGCCACUCUUGGUUCAUGUUUGUUCUUUUCUUUGGGCUACUUGCUGCUGCCCCUGGGUGCUUUCUUCAUCAGAGAUUGGAGGAUGCUAGCCUUAGGCUUAUCCCUGCCUUGCUGCCUCCUUGCACCUCUCUGGUGGUUCAUCCCAGAGUCUCCCCGCUGGCUACUCUCUCAGGGUAGAGUAGAAGAUGCUGAGGUCAUAAUAAAAGAUGCCGCAAAGACAAAUAAAAUUGAGCCUCCACCAAUCAUCUUUACCCCCUUGCAGCCAAGAAUUCAGUCUGACAAGAAGAAGUCCCGCAACAUCUGGGACCUGCUUCGUUUUAGUAACAUCCGCUGGAUCUCGCUCACGCUGUGGCUGGUCUGGAUUGUUGUGAACAUUGGCUAUUUUGGUCUGUCCUUGAACACGUCAAACCUUCAUGGUAACCCACACUUCAACUGUUUCCUGUCAGCUGUGGUGGAGGUUCCAGCGUACAUCUCCUCAUGGUUUUUGUUCCGCUGGUGCUCCAGACGACUAAGUACAUCCUCAACUCUUUUGAUUGGAGGUGUUUUUCUAUUGCUCAUUCAACUAAUACCUACAGAUAUGACUGUUGUAGCCAUAUCACUGGAGAUGAUGGGGAAGUUUGCAGUAACGACAGGAUACACUAUUGUGUACGCAUACACAGCUGAAGUCUACCCGACUGUACUGAGAAAUACAGCACUUGGUGUCUGCUCCAUGGCCGCCAGAAUAGGCGGCAUCAUUGCCCCAUACUUUGUUUACUUAAGGACCUAUUCUGUUUCACUGCCUUACAUCCUCAUGGGAAGCCUUACUGCUCUGUCAGGGUUGCUGAGUCUCCUGCUGCCCGAGAGCUUUGGAAUGCCUCUGCCCGAAACCCUCAGCCAGAUGCAGCCAUUCCCUGGGUGUUGCCGGAAGAAGCUGUAUUCACCCGCUCAAACCACGGAAGAAGAAAAUGCUACUGAACUGAAGCCUCCAGUUAUGUCGUGAAUGUGAAAAGUGUUGUCAUGUGGCAAUUAACUGGAAACUAUAACUCUGUGAUUGAUUGUGCUAAAUGGACAAAUGACAGCAGUAAUGGCAUAAAUGUUUUAUAAGUCUUAAAGAUAAAAAAAAAAAAAAACUUCCUUAUAUCUGUAUAAUCCAACCAAAAUCUCAUUAUUGAUAUAAGGUCAUUUCAUAUCGAGAUAAUGAUACCUAGUGCCACUUAGCACAUGUUAUUUUUUUAAAUUCAGUGAAUAAAUAGUUUAUAAAAAUGACAGCAUGAAUAUGUUUAUAUGAUAUUAUAUCUUGAAAUAAAUGUUCGUCAAAGAUA